Messenger RNA from Macrosiphum euphorbiae (potato aphid), 330 nucleotides. The record is from the annotation of a GenBank genome assembly. NCBI's taxonomy places the organism in Eukaryota, Metazoa, Arthropoda, Insecta, Hemiptera, Aphididae.
AUGGAUUUUUCCGAUGUUGAAUACAUUACAUUGAUCAGUUUAUAUAAAUCGCGUCCUAUUUUAUGGGAUCCGUGCAAUUCUAUGUACAAAAUGGCAAAAAAAAAAAAAAUGAUUUUUGGCAAGAAAUUUCAAAUGAGAUGGGAAGAUAUCAAUCAAACCAGGAAAAAAAUGUAUAGUUUGUUAGCUUCAUAUCGAAGAGAGGGGCAACGCGAAGGAAAUAGUGGCUAUUCUGGAGCUGGAACGAAUGAAAUAUACCAUUCAAAAUGGUUUGCGUUUGCAGAAAUGCAAUUUUUAAAUGACAAAUUCAAACCACGGACUACUAUAACAUAA